This is a messenger RNA of Lycium ferocissimum, 1228 nucleotides long. RefSeq lists its product as uncharacterized. The record is from RefSeq and is a predicted model, not a curated record. NCBI's taxonomy places the organism in Eukaryota, Viridiplantae, Streptophyta, Magnoliopsida, Solanales, Solanaceae. The coding region runs from base 202 to 1026 and encodes 274 amino acids. The transcript has 4 exons.
UUGGUUAUAAGUUUUAAUAUCUAAUAUUAGUACAGACAAAUACCUAAUUCUCUUACCUAUAAUAAUUGUACUACAUUAAAGAACCUUCUACAAUUGUUGUCCAAACACAUCAACGGAAGCUUCAAAAUUAUCUAGUUUGAUCUGUUGCAUAAGUCGUAGUGUCUAUCAACUUCAAAAUUGGCUUAUCAGUGGACAUGAUCUAUGUUCAAUGAUGAUGAACCAUUGGCCUUCAAAAAAAUGCAUGAAUUUUCCACAGUGGACGGCUUUGUAGAGAUAACUGAAUCCUUGGCGGACAUGAUAAAGUUCAUUGCAAAUGAGCCCUCCGUGGGGCUUUUCUACAUUCAGCAGCAUACACAGAAAGCAGCUCCCAACCUUGUAAAUCUAAAAAACAAUAUUGAGGAGAGAUCCCGUGAAUUGUCUCUCCACACAGAAGACUUGGAAGAUUCCAUCACCGUGAUCGGGUCGAUGAAAGAGUGUGGCAUUCCAAUUGCUAACGAGAUGAUUAAAGAUCUCAGACAUAGUCUAGCUGUCAUUUCAAAGAAGCAACCAAAAAAAGGAUUGAUUAGCGGACCCCGUUCAAGUUUCCCCGUCGGUAUAACUACCUCUUGGAGUCCUGCCACGUGGGGUCGCAGUACAGGUUCAGAAGAGGACGAUGAUAGGGCUCCUGGUUAUCUCUCGAAUGUUUUCAGGUCAGCAAAACAAAAGGCAAGUAACUUCACAUGGGCUCCUUUAGAGUCCGGAGAAUCUCGACUAGCCAAGAGUGAACCAUCUUCAUCGGACAAGGAUGAGCCAUCCGUCUCCCGUACUAAUGACACACUAUUGGCUGCAGAUGCGAGCUCUUCUUCGUCACUCGGACGGGCCAAUAGUGAAGAUUUAAGAGUGUCAGGUCAAACUAUUGAUGAUGAGGUACAACAAGAACAGGUAUACAAAAGCAUGUCCCAUGAUCAACUGAUGUCUUUGUCUGAAAAUUUCGAAGAAUUUAGAGCUGAUAAAGAAGCGAAAUUAGAAGAGUGGUUAGGAGAAUGAGGAAUGAUGAUGACCUUUUGCUCGAUUAAACUCUGAAGCUCGAUGAUACUUUUCGUAUGAACGACGACGCUUCUCUUGUAUCAUGAUUCAUAUACUUUAUUAUACUUGAUGAAUAAAUGUGAAAGAAAAGAAAUGAGUCUUGAAUUUAUGACCACUAUAGUUGUGUUUGUACAUUGAGGAAUGUAUUGUUUGUGAACUGCUU